This is a messenger RNA of Plectropomus leopardus (leopard coralgrouper), 479 nucleotides long. The record is from RefSeq and is a predicted model, not a curated record. NCBI's taxonomy places the organism in Eukaryota, Metazoa, Chordata, Actinopteri, Perciformes, Serranidae.
GAUGAUGUCGCUCAUCUUUUCAGACUAAGUUCAACAUGACUCUGGACCAUCGCUCCCGAAUCUUCCAAAAUCUGAACGGAGCUGUUGAGGAAGUCGUCUUGAAGUUUGAGAGGGCAAAGGUCAGAGCAAGGAACGUGGCCUAUGACACACUUCCUGUCAUUAUCCACGGCAACGGCCCCACCAAGCUGCAGCUGAACUAUCUUGGGAACUACGUUCCCACAGCGUGGACCUUUGAGAACGGCUGUGGGAUCUGUGACGACGACCUGCUGUUCUUCAACGACAUACCUGAUGAGGAGAUGCCUCUGAUUUACGUUGCCGUGUUUAUCGAACACGCCACCCCCUUCAUGGAGGAGUUCUUGGAGCGGCUGACGACGCUGAAUUACCCGCUGACGAGGAUCCGCCUCUUCGUCCACAACAACGUACGACGCAAACACAACGAUCAGUUCUCGUUGGUUCUGAUGGGUUCUCGUUGGUUCUGA